AUGAGCGGGAUGGACAUGCUCAACGCCGCCGAGCAGCGCGAGCUGCAGGGCCGCAUGGAGAGGAAGCAGAUGAAAGACUUCAUGAACAUGUACUCCAACCUCGUCCAACGUUGCUUCAACGACUGCAUCAGCGAUUUCACCUCGAAGAGCUUGGCCAGCAAGGAGGAGGGCUGUGUGAUGCGAUGCGUGGACAAGUUCCUCAAGAGCUCGGAGCGGUUAGGCGAGCGAUUCCAGGAGCAGAAUGCGGCGAUGGCACAGCAAGGCGGCAUGGGAGGAUUGGGACGAUAG
Messenger RNA from Zasmidium cellare ATCC 36951, 288 nucleotides. RefSeq lists its product as uncharacterized. The record is from RefSeq and is a predicted model, not a curated record. The transcript has 3 exons. NCBI's taxonomy places the organism in Eukaryota, Fungi, Ascomycota, Dothideomycetes, Mycosphaerellales, Mycosphaerellaceae. Bases 1 to 288 code for a protein of 95 amino acids.